Messenger RNA from Balaenoptera acutorostrata (minke whale), 4859 nucleotides. It is a transcript of the gene SYTL2, whose product is annotated as synaptotagmin like 2. Gene Ontology annotation, biological process: intracellular protein transport; exocytosis. The record is from RefSeq and is a predicted model, not a curated record. Gene Ontology annotation, cellular component: plasma membrane; exocytic vesicle. The transcript is spliced from 13 exons. Gene Ontology annotation, molecular function: small GTPase binding; neurexin family protein binding. Bases 320 to 3757 code for a protein of 1145 amino acids. NCBI's taxonomy places the organism in Eukaryota, Metazoa, Chordata, Mammalia, Artiodactyla, Balaenopteridae.
UCUUCUCAAGUCCCUAAAAGCUAAGACGUCCUCAUGCUCUGGUCCACAUGCCACUGACAUAAGGAAGACAACCAAUGAUUCCAUAUCUAAAGUCCUAGACUGGUUGAACCGAAGUUCUCAUUCAGAUGACAAGAAAUCAUCUCUCCAAUAUUCCCAAGAAAUAGACCCCAAAGAAAAAACAGACUCAAAGUCACGGAUUGCUGUUGGCUUGGUGACAGAUGAUACCAGUCAAAAAGAAAAUGGCUCAAAGGCUCUGUUAUCCACCAAAGUUGAAUUGACACCUGUGGGAUCUGAUUCAACGUUCCAGGUAGAGGAAAAUAUGCCUUUUGGAAAUGGCGAAAAUGUGAAUAUCAAACCCAAAUCUAUUAAUUUGUCCCCACAAGGCAAGGAAAGUCCAGGCAUACUGCAACCAUUUGAAAUCUCCAGUCCAAAUCAAGAGAGUAAAACUGUGGACUACAGCCAAGUUUCAAAAAAUGUAGGAGAAGGAAUUGGGGUACUUCCUCCAACCAAUAACUAUUCCUACAGUGUUUGCAAAGGAUCUCAUGCAGAAGAUCAAGUUCCAUGCAACAUUAAGGAUGUUGACAGUUUAGGUGAAGAAGAGCCCAAGCUUUGUGUUUAUGAAAAAAAUAGAAGAAAGUCAGAAGUGAAUUCUGAGUCUUCAACAGUUAUCGAACAACGGAGUUUUAAAGACAAUGUGAAGGCAGAGAGAGAGAGCAAAGGAAGAGAUAGUUACAUCCUAAAAGCUUCUUCAGAAUCAGAGACUAUUGAGUCACCCCCUGAGGCUACCAACAAUAAAUCUCCUUGGAAGAAGCCUAAGGUCCAACUACAAGAAGCAGGUGAGAUUCCCCAGAAGCAAGUGCAAAGAGAGAAAUACAAAAGAGUGAGUGACAGAAUAUCCUUUUGGGAAGGUGAGAAAGCUGCUGCUAACUUAACUCAUACAGAACCGACAUCUUCAUUUAGUCAGGAACGACUUUCUGCUAAAGCAUAUCAGCCUGUGAAGUCCAUGGACAGUUUAUCUACGGGCUAUAGUAAAUAUAAUAAUCAAGUCACUGCCAAACAAGUGUUCCUAGAUAAGGAUGAUCAAGCAGCCCAUCUCUGCCAUUUUUAUUCCUCAAAUAAAACUAAAGAGACCGGGCCCCAAAUAUCAAGUCCAUCCAAAAAUGAUCCUUCAGCUGACCAACCAGGUAAAGUGUCUCUGUUCCAGAAUAUGACAACUGAGCCUAUAAGAUUACCAGUGACAGACAGUUUGCAUUAUGAAAAGGACAUUACUCUGCCACCACUGCAACUUCCUUCAAAUGUUGGGAGUGAAAUACAUACCUCUUUGGAGAAAGACAGAUCUCUAAUUGGUGAAUGGAAUCCCAACUUUAAAGUUAUAUCCCUAAAAGAAAGAAUGGAUGAACCCAACACAGAACAGGUCUACAAUCACUCUCAAUUUGAGAAUUUGAGAAAGUUUUGGGACUUAGGUGCCAAUCCAAACAGUCAAGAUAAUAUUGAGAAGAAUACUACCACAAGCCAAAAAAAUUCUGUGCCUUUUAAUAGCCAGAAACACAAAGAAUUCAGUGACAUUAAAUCAUCAGGAAAAAAUACCCAUGAAAGAGAGACGCUUCUAAGCCAGAAAAAAGUUCCGGCAGGAGAAGAAAUAGAGAAAUUAAAUUCAAAGGGCACACUCCAGGUGUUACCAAAUGAAACCACAUUUCCAUUGAGACCACCCAGAAAGUUCACUCAUCAGUUGCCAGGAUAUGAGUCAUCAAAGGAAAACAUGGGAAAAAAUACAGAAGGGUUUGUUACUCCAGUGUUCAAGGAAGAAAAGGAUUACUCUGACCGAGAGAUUCAAGAGAUUGAAGAAUCCAUCGUGAAAACAAGUGUUUUGUCUAAAGACUACAGAGACACAUUUAAUGACAGCUUACAGAAGCUGCUUUCAGAAGCCUCAUCACCAGUCAUCCAGCCCUCUGGUGGAAAAGUUCAUAAAAAACAAGCGCUUGAACCAGGUAUUUCGGAAAAUAAGACAUGGCCUCGAAAGACAGAUUUUGCUGAUACUGAGGAAGAAGCCAAAAGACCUAAGGAGAUCAUUAAUGAGCAUAUAGACAAAACAGUAGCUCCUCCAAAGGUCAAUUCGAACACUUUGACUGCUAGUCUAGACAAACUCCUGAAGGAAGCAACUGGAACUCCACCCUCUCCCUUGCAAACCGAAUGUGAACCGGCAACCACUAGGAUCAACUCUGAGUCUGAAGAGAGUAGAGUUUAUGAAAAAGGGAUAGAAUGGAGUCAGAACACAUCAGCCUAUCAGAGAGAGAUAAUAGCUUCUUUUCCAGAGGCAGAAACUUUGGGAAAUACAGCUCUCUCCCAGAAAGCUCAAAGUGGUUCAGAAGAAGAACCCAGUCCUGUUUUGAAAACUUUGGAAAGGAGUGCUGCUAGGAAAAUGCCUUCCAAAAGUCUAGAAGAUAUUGCAUCAGAUUCAUCAAAUCAAGCAAAAGUAGAUAAUCUGCCAGAAGAAUUAGUGCGUAGUGCUGAAGAUGUAGAUCAAAAAGCAGAUCAGGAACCAGAUACAAAUGAAUGCAUUCCAGGAAUUUCCACAGUGCCUUCACAACCUGAUAAUCAGUUUUCCCACCCUGACAAACUCAAAAGGAUGAGCAAGUCUGUUCCAGCAUUUCUCCAAGAUGAGAGUGAUGACAGAGAAACAGAUACAGCAUCAGAAGGCAGUUACCAGCUCAGCAGACACAAGAAGAGCCCGAGCUCUUUAACCAAUCUUAGCAGCUCCUCUGGCAUGACGUCCUUGUCUUCUGUGAGCGGCAGUGUGAUGAGUGUUUAUAGUGGAGACUUUGGCAAUCUGGAAGUGAAGGGAAAUAUUCAGUUUGCAAUCGACUACGUGGACUCACUGAAGGAGUUGCAUGUCUUUGUGGCCCAGUGUAAAGACUUAGCAGCAGCAGAUAUUAAAAAACAGCGUUCGGACCCAUAUGUAAAGACUUAUCUGUUACCAGACAAGGGCAAAAUGGGCAAGAAGAAAACGCUUGUAGCGAAGAAAACAUUGAAUCCUGUGUAUAAUGAGAUACUGCGGUAUAAAAUCGACAGGCAAAUCUUAAAGACACAGAAACUGAACCUGUCUGUUUGGCAUCGAGAUACAUUUAAGCGCAAUAGUUUUCUAGGGGAAGUGGAACUUGAUUUGGAAACUUGGGACUGGGAUAACAAACAGAAUAAACAAUUGAAGUGGUACCCUCUAAAGCGGAAGACGGCACCAGUUGCCUUUGAAGCAGAAAACAGAGGUGAAAUGAAGUUAGCUCUCCAGUAUGUCCCAGAGCCAAUGCCUGGUAAAAAGCUUCCUACAACUGGAGAAGUGCACAUCUGGGUGAAGGAAUGCCUUGAUCUACCACUGCUAAGGGGCAGCCAUCUAAAUUCUUUUGUUAAAUGUACCAUCCUUCCAGAUACAAGUAGGAAAAGUCGCCAGAAGACGAGAGCUGUGGGGAAAACCACCAACCCUGUCUUCAACCACACCAUGGUGUAUGAUGGGUUCAGGCCCGAGGACCUGACGGAAGCCUGUGUCGAGCUUACCGUCUGGGACCAUUACAAAUUAAGCAACCAGUUUUUGGGAGGUCUUCGGAUUGGCUUUGGAACAGGGAAAAGCUAUGGUACUGAAGUGGAUUGGAUGGACUCUACUUCAGAGGAAGUUGCUCUCUGGGAAAAGAUGGUAAAUUCCCCCAACACUUGGAUUGAAGCAACCCUGCCUCUCAGAAUGCUGUUGAUUGCCAAGAUUUCCAAGUGAACCCAAAGUCCACUGGCUCCUCCACUGAAAACUACUAAACAGGUGGAAUCUGAUCUUAAAAAUCUUACUAUGUAGAUAGAGAUCCUCACCUUCUAUCUAUUGCCAUAACAAAUGCUACACAGCAUGUUAAAGUCAACCUGCAUGUACUUCUUCGGUUACAAAGCCCAAGAGACUUAAAUGAUAACAAAAUAUGUAACGUGUUUGUGACUCCAACAUUAAAGAAGAUGUUUGAGAAAGUUAAGAAAAUCAAACCAUUGCUGCUGCUUCAAAGAAAAAGCUGCCAAAAAUAAUUAAAUGUGGGGUGUUAAUGAACAAAGUUUUCAAAUUUGCCAUCAUGUGUUUCUUUCUUUUUUUUUUUUUUUCAUUUUUUGGCCAUGCCACAAGGCUUGUCGGAUCUUAAUUCCCCGACCAGGGAUCGAACCCACACCCCCUGUACUGGAAGCGUGGAGUCUUACCCACUGGACCACCAGGGAAGUCCCACCACCAUGUGUUUCAAACCACAGUUUUGUGCUACAGUUAGGAGGGCCUGCCACUUGAUCAUUGAAAACCCUUGCAUGAACUGAAAAAAUGUUGGUUAUAGAAGAGUGACUGAAAGAUACUCCUACGAGGGGAAAAAAAGGCAGAAUAUCAGUGAUGAUAAAGAAUUUGUUCAUAAGAAAACUAUUUACUCUGUAAUCUCUAUUGAAAAUGGAAUUCCAUGUUAGGGCAAUGAGACUAUAUUUACUGCGUAUAUUUUUUGCCUUGAGAAACUUUCCCUUUUCCCAGUAUUAACGUCCCAAAUGUGCUUUGGUGCCACCCACUGGCCAUAGGUGGAAUUUAGUUUUGGGCUUAAUUUUCUCCUAAGGUAAGUCUCAAGCCUGUAUUUUGUAAUAGAGUGCCAGUAUAUAAAACAAAAACCUUGCAUAUAUGAGAUUCUGUUUUUCUUAUAACUCUACUAUAUGAAAGCAGCAUGAGAGUGGUUGCAGACAUGCCUUGCAACAAAGUUUUAAUUAGAAUGAAAAUUGUUAAAUUAUACUGUACUUCCUGUGUCUGUAUAAUUUUCAUAAAGUAUUUUGUAAAAACCCUUAAAAUAAAUUAUUAUAUGAUUUAAUUGUCAGAUUAA